UCAAAUUUGGGCACCCACUUCCCCCAAAGGACCCAUUUUUGAAAUGCCUAUUUUGCAGAAGAGAGUGGGGAGGUUUAGCGCUCUAGAUUUGCCAGAAGAAGAAGCAGUAACGUAGUAGACUAGAGUGCCAAGUGGGUGGAGGCAAAUAUGGAAGUCUUGGAAGGCAUUACAUUACAUCACUGCCUGUGGUUUUAACACCACCUUUGUUCCUCAUCCUCACUCCUUUUCAUGCUUAACGCACGUUUGUGGUGCCCUUCUCCCUAAAAAAAAAACCAAACCGCAUUGGUUGUGCUUCUUAGGUUUCUGGUCUAGCUUAGACUCGACGCCCUUUCUUUAAUGUUGUUUGUCUUUCUCUGUGGCCCCUCUCUCUCUCUCUCUCCGCGAGUGAAAUGUGAGUGUGUUUUGUGUUUAUAAGCUGCAAAUGAGCUGAUCAUUUUCAUAUGAUCACUAGAAGGGAAUCUGUUUCUGGGGUUGGUGUGGUUUUCUUUUUGCCUGCAUGUCUUUUUUUCUUUCUCAAAUGGGUCUUGUUUCUUUGAGACUCAUGUUCUAGAUUGCUCAAAUGGGUUUGUGUUGGUUUUGGGUUGAAUUGUUUGUGAAAAGGGUCUGAUGUGUUGUUUUUGAAUUUUGAUGUUUUUGGGUGGGUUUCCUUGUGUGGGAGAUUGUUGUGCAUUUUCAUUUUUGUUGAAUUGGUGAGUCUGUGUUGAAGGGGAUUGAAAAGAUAGGUUCUUUUGGUGAAUGAGGGUGUUUUGAACUUGUGGGGGGUUUGAUUUAGGGUUUUGAAAACAUGGGAGUUGGCCCUGAGGCUUUGCGGGUUGGGAUUUGGAACAAGGGAAAAUCAAAGGGGAAGCAAAAGGUUGAGGAGGAAGAUGAAAUCAGAGGUUGUUGGAUGAAGUUUAGGUUCAUGGGGAGCUGCAUGUCUUCAAAGAGCAAAGUGGAUAGUUCUACGAGUGGAAAUAGCACACAAUAUGAAGAUAGCAAGUCUACAGUUGACACAAUCCAAGACCAAGCAGUAGCUCCAGGUGCUUUGUCUUCAGCCACUAGUAACACAGAAAGUACUUUGUCCACUCCCAAAGCACCUGAGGAACUGAAAGUUGCUUCUCAGCUUCAAAGAUUCACCUUCAAUGAGCUUAAGUCAGCAACAAAGAAUUUUAGACCUGAGAGUCUUUUGGGAGAGGGCGGUUUUGGCUGUGUAUUCAAAGGCUGGAUCAAUGAGACUGGAACUGCUCCAGCAAAACCUGGUUUUGGGAUUCCAGUGGCUGUAAAGACUCUGAACCAUGAUGGCCUUCAGGGUCACAAAGAAUGGAUGGCUGAAGUUAUUUAUCUUGGUGAACUACUUCAUCCUAAUUUAGUCAAAUUAGUUGGAUAUGGCAUCGAGGAUGAUCAAAGAUUACUUGUGUAUGAGUUUAUGCCUCGAGGGAGCUUGGAGAAUCACCUCUUUAGAAGGUCCUUGCCUCUUCCUUGGUCCAUCAGAAUGAAAAUAGCUCUUGAUGCUGCAAAGGGUCUUGCAUAUCUUCACGAGGAAUCUGAAAGACCAGUGAUUUUUCGAGAUUUUAAAACAUCUAACAUAUUAUUGGAUGCGGACUACAAUGCUAAGCUUUCUGAUUUUGGGCUUGCUAAAGAUGGUCCAGAGGGAGAUAAAACUCAUGUCUCCACCCGAGUGAUGGGCACUUACGGUUAUGCUGCCCCCGAGUAUGUUAUGACAGGUCACCUUACUUCAAAAAGUGAUGUAUAUAGCUUUGGGGUGGUUCUGCUUGAAAUUCUGAUUGGACGAAGAUCUAUGGACAAAAACCGACCCCAUGGGGAGCAGAACUUGGUGGAGUGGGUUCGCCCUCAUCUUGGAGAUAGGCGAAGAUACUACCGACUACUAGAUCCUCGACUUGAAGGUCGCUUCUCCAUCAAAGGUGCCCAAAAGGCAUUUCAGUUGGCUGCCCACUGUCUCAGUCGCGACCCAAAGGCUAGACCUCUUAUGAGUGAAGUUGUUGAAGUGUUGAAGCCUCUGCUCAACCUCAAGGACCUAGCCACUUCAUCUCACCUCCAAAUCAUGCCCGCAGAGCGUCCUGGUUCCAAUCUCAAUUCUAGAAAUGGCCUUGGAGUGCCGGGUGGGUUUCCAAGGAAUGGACAGCCAUCUAGAAGCCGCUCUUUACCAACUGGUCCCAAUGUCUCACCAUAUCACCUUGACCAUCCUCACCGAUCUCCCAAACCAUCUACUCCCAACUACCCCAAAUCGACACCAAAAUCACUCAAACCUGCUGCUGCUUGAUUGUAAGACUGAGCCAGAUGUAGAAGCGGUGUUGGAGUGGUGUGUUCUUUGGAGGGGCGAUACUAUGAGCUAGGUUAUGCCUUUCGCCAUGCAGUUACAGCUGGACUUUAGGAAUCCAUACACAGCAUAGCAUAGAAUAUUAACAAAGAAAUAUCUACAGACUACAGCUUUCUUUUUGAUGUCAUUGUCCUUUUAAUCAAAAUCACAGAGAAGAACCUUGUAGCUGCAUGUUGUAAUGUAAAGGUGAUGGUCUUAUACGUUUUCUUUUGUCGGUUCCUAUCUUUGUAGAUAGUUUGCGAUC
Rosa chinensis is the source of this 2561-nucleotide messenger RNA. Its product is annotated as probable serine/threonine-protein kinase PIX7. The transcript has 6 exons. The record is from RefSeq and is a predicted model, not a curated record. Lineage: Eukaryota; Viridiplantae; Streptophyta; Magnoliopsida; Rosales; Rosaceae. The coding region runs from base 785 to 2260 and encodes 491 amino acids. Gene Ontology annotation, biological process: protein phosphorylation. Gene Ontology annotation, molecular function: ATP binding; protein kinase activity.